GCUUUGGAAAUUUCUUAAAAAUGGAUAGUUCGUUGCCGCAUAUUAUAGAAAGCGCGGAUUGUGGUGGUUCAACAAAACCGAAAGACAGGUUAAUCAGUCUUCUUGAUCAGAUUGAAGUACAUGUAGAACAACUAAGGAAAGAUGCCUGGAAACUCGAAGAAGAAAGAGAUACACUCCUGACUACCUUAGAUACCCUUAAAAACAAUGAAAUACUGAGCGGAUUAGAAGAAACUGACAGAGAUGAUGUACUAAAGUAUGCAGAAAGAUUAUCUAUGCGAUGUUUAACAGUUGAUGUUUUGGUCAAAAUACAACGUGAUCAAAUUCAAGAGGAAGCAUUGCAUCAGGUAAAUGGUUUAAUUGAUGGUUUAAUUGUUGGUCUUCGUGAAGAUCCAAUUGGAACACGGCAACGUUGUGCAUCUUUUAUGAGUGCCUGUAGUUCACAAGGUUUGGGUACCUCUGAUAAAAAUUUUGAAACUGUUAUUCUUGGAUGCACUAUAGAUGAUCAAAAGCAGAUAAAAAAACGACUGCAAGGAUUAUUGGAUUAUAUUGACAAAAUGCACACCAUACAAUUGCUGUGA
Habropoda laboriosa is the source of this 578-nucleotide messenger RNA. RefSeq names its product BAG family molecular chaperone regulator 2. Gene Ontology annotation, biological process: protein stabilization. The record is from RefSeq and is a predicted model, not a curated record. Gene Ontology annotation, molecular function: adenyl-nucleotide exchange factor activity; protein-folding chaperone binding. The coding region runs from base 21 to 578 and encodes 185 amino acids. The transcript has 3 exons. Lineage: Eukaryota; Metazoa; Arthropoda; Insecta; Hymenoptera; Apidae.